Messenger RNA from Cryptomeria japonica (Japanese cedar), 995 nucleotides. RefSeq lists its product as uncharacterized. The transcript has 2 exons. NCBI's taxonomy places the organism in Eukaryota, Viridiplantae, Streptophyta, Pinopsida, Cupressales, Cupressaceae. The record is from RefSeq and is a predicted model, not a curated record. Bases 528 to 881 code for a protein of 117 amino acids.
UUCAUUAAAAUAACAGGCCUGCAACAGGCAACAUACAAUUUAUAUGAGAAAUAAAGAUAAGGAUAAGAAUUUUAAAUUUCAGAAUAAUGCAAAAGAUUCUUUUGAUAGGCAUUAUCUUGAAGAUGUGGGGCACUUAUUAUUAUUUCAAUGAAAGUUUUAAGACUGGCCUGAACCAUUCAAACUAGCUAACCAUUUUAAAACCCAUUUUAGAUUCCUGUAGUUGCAGCCCUUCACUAGCUUCCAUCCAUAACCUAAAAAAUUCUUCACAGAUAAUGUGGAUUCAAUCAAUAUUGAAUGAUUUCUUCAAGGCCAUAAAGUGAGGGGCAUGAAAAACUUGUCAAAUUAUGACAAUUUUAAAAAAAUAAUUCAAAACUAUGGUGGUGGCAUCUUCUGUCAUCACAGAUCCCAAUUAUAUACAAUGUCUAAUCUGCAUUACUCGGUUGUUAAAGCUUUGGUUGGGUUGUCUCUGUAUCAUAUAUUCUUAUUCUUCUUCAACAAUCUUUGCUUGAGAUUUAGUGCUCUGUACAAUGGAUAUAAUUAGAAUUAGACCCAUAAUCCUUCUUGUUGUGAUGCUUUUGGCCUUUCAAACACCCAUCUGUAAUGGAGGAAGGUUCAGGCUUCAAAGCUCUUUAGUUUUCCACUUUCAGCAUGGACUGCAUAGACUUGAAGCAGUUUAUGCAAGGACUGAGAGCAAUGGGAAUAUAGAAUAUGGCCUUAGAACUGAUGAAUUAUUGAAAGGAAAUGAAGAAAAUGGGAUUGCUGAGGAAGAAGAAGAGGAGGAGGAGGAGAGAAGAUAUGAGAGAAAAGUUUAUCCCGCUGAUAAACUUUUGCAGACCAACAAAGCAGAUGGAACAGUAUCUUACAUACUGGGUGGUUAUUAAACCAGAAUGUGAGGAUUAAUGAAAGUGUAUGGAUUUCUAAUAUAUGGACUUUUGUUUAUACCUUUUAUUCAGCCUUUCCCACAAUUAAGGCUUUGCAUUUUUAUCAAUGGAUUU